AUGUCGUCCUCAGAAAAGACGCCGCCGGCACCGGCAGACGCCAGCAAAACCGUCGUCCGCGGCGCCUCCCUCCUCAUCAUCCUCCAGAUCGGCUCCCGCGCAGUCACCUUCAUCGCCAACCAGCUGCUCCUGCGCUUCCUGACCGCCCAGCUCCUUGGCGUCUCGACACAGCUGGAGGUCUACUACCUCUCCGUCCUCUUCUUCGCCCGCGAGAGUCUGCGUGUCGCCGUCCAACGCCAGGAAACCCGCCCCGGCUCCAGCAAGCGCGAUGACGACCCGAAGGCCCGCGUCGGCCGUGAAAGCCAGGCCGUCAUCAAUCUAGGCUACCUCGCCGUCCUGCUGGGCUGUCUCGUCACCGUCGGCCUUGGAUGGCUCUACCUCUCGUCCGCCGAUGAGCUGACCCGCAACACUCCCAAUUUCCUGCUCGCCCUCCGCCUCUACGCCGUCGCCGCCGUGCUCGAGCUCCUCUCCGAGCCCUGCUUCGUUCUCAUGCAGACCAGGCUGCAGUUCGGCACACGCGCCACCUCAGAGUCCAUCGCAACCUUCCUGCGGUGCAUCGUCACCUUUGGCACCGCCGCGUGGGCGUCGCGAGCCGGCAUCGAGUUUGGCGUUCUCCCCUUCGCCGCCGGACAGCUGUCCUACGGCGCCAGUCUUCUGCUCGUCUUCCUCUGGUCCGGCGCUCGUCUAUCAAGCACAGACGGCUUCUCCCUCCUCCCAAAGAGCCUGGGCCCCAGUCAAGAAUACGUCGCCUCUUACUUCUACCGGCCAACCGUCAGCCUGGCGUCCAGCAUGAUGGCCCAGAGCAUCGUCAAGCACGUCCUCACCCAGGGCGACACUUUCCUGGUUUCCAUCCUCUCCUCUCCCAAGUCACAAGGCGUGUAUGCCCUGGCCAACAAUUACGGAGGCCUGCUCGCCCGCCUCGUCUUUCAGCCAAUCGAAGAGAGCAGCCGCAGCUACUUUAGCCGCCUCCUGUUGUCGCAAGACACAAAGACCAGCAAGCCCUCCAAGGAGACCGCAAACACGGCCAGCCAACAUCUCCACACCCUGCUCAGAUUCUACGUCCUCCUCUCAGCUGUCAUUGUGAGCAUUGGCCCGGUAGCUGCCCCGCCCCUGCUGUCCCUCGUAGCUGGCAAGCGCUGGGCCAGCGAGGGCGCUGGAGACGUGCUGGCAGUAUACUGCUACUACAUCCCUCUGCUUGCCAUCAACGGCGUGGCCGAAGCAUUCGUGGCAUCGGUGGCGACAGAAGCACAGGUGCACAGGCAGUCAGUCUGGAUGGGCGCCUUUUCUGUAGCCUUUGGCUCCGCGGCCUUCAUCUUCAUGCGCGUCAUGGACCUUGGUGCUUCAGGUCUCGUCUUUGCCAACUGCAUCAACAUGCUUUGUCGCAUCGUUUGGAGCAUCGCAUUCAUCAAAUCGUACUUUAAAGGUCUUGAAACACCAUUCGAACUUUUUACAUUGCAGCCAAACGCCGUCACCUCUAUCGUCUGUUUAUCUGCGCCGCACCUCAUCCGAAAGGUGGCCGGCGUCGUUUCCUCGGGGGCCUCCACGUCGUUCAAGCACCUGGUCGCCAUUGGCGUGGCCUCUGUCCCCGUCGCCCUUUUGAUCCUCUUUGCGGAACGGCGGUUUCUCAUGCAGUGCUACAACUCGGCCCGCAGACCAAAGGCUGCUUCUUAG
Messenger RNA from Colletotrichum chrysophilum, 1671 nucleotides. RefSeq lists its product as uncharacterized. Lineage: Eukaryota; Fungi; Ascomycota; Sordariomycetes; Glomerellales; Glomerellaceae. The coding region runs from base 1 to 1671 and encodes 556 amino acids. Gene Ontology annotation, biological process: glycolipid translocation; dolichol-linked oligosaccharide biosynthetic process. Gene Ontology annotation, cellular component: endoplasmic reticulum membrane. The record is from RefSeq and is a predicted model, not a curated record. The transcript has 2 exons.